This is a messenger RNA of Indicator indicator, 1059 nucleotides long. RefSeq names its product inhibin beta C chain-like. Gene Ontology annotation, cellular component: extracellular region. Gene Ontology annotation, biological process: SMAD protein signal transduction; BMP signaling pathway. Lineage: Eukaryota; Metazoa; Chordata; Aves; Piciformes; Indicatoridae. The transcript is spliced from 2 exons. The record is from RefSeq and is a predicted model, not a curated record. Gene Ontology annotation, molecular function: growth factor activity; hormone activity; cytokine activity. The coding region runs from base 1 to 1059 and encodes 352 amino acids.
AUGGCGACGGCGCGGGGCGCGGGGCCGUGGCUGCUGCUGGCGGCGGUCAUGCUGUGCGCGGCGGCAGAAUCUCGCUGCCCUGCGUGCGCGGCGGCGGCGGAGCGCAGGCUGCUGGAGGAAGCGGCCAAACGGCAGCUGCUGGAGAAGCUCCGGCUCCGGGAACGACCCAAGCUCGCCCACGCCAUGCCCCGCGCUGCCGUGGCCCGGGCACUGCGGAAGCUGCAGGCGGGAGGUGCCCGUCGGGGCCCCGAGGAAGAGGAGGAGGAAGAGCGGAGCUACGAGAUCAUCAGCUUCGCGGAGCCAGAGCCCAGGUCCCCCUCUGCCUUGGGACUGCAGUUCCAGUUCAGCCAUACCCAGGACCAGGACAUUCACAUCCUGCAGGCUCAGCUUUGGCUCUACCUCCGAGUGCCUCGAGACCUGGUGUCCAGCCUCAGCCUGCAGAUCUUCCUUGCUGGUGGGGAAGGGGAGGUGGCAGGGGGCAACCGCACGCUGCUGAGCGAGCAGCACCUGCGUGCCAGGGGCAGCGGCUGGCACAGCCUCACCCUCAUGCCCGCCCUGCAGAGUUUCUUUGGGGGCGCAGGCAGGACCCUGCGGCUGGAGCUGGAGAGCCACGGGGGCGAUAUUGUGGCAAUGGUCAAUGCCACCUGGUCCCACCAGCCCUUCCUGGUGGCCAAAGCCAGGAUGCGGGAGCCAGGGCACCGCGUGGCCAAGCGCAGCCUGCGCUGCAGCCAGAACUCCAACCUCUGCUGCCGCAGGGAUUACUACCUGGACUUCCGCGACAUCGGCUGGAACGAUUGGAUCAUAAAGCCCGAGGGCUACCAGAUCAACUACUGCGUGGGCCAGUGCCCUCUCCACGUGGCUGGCAGCCCUGGAAUGGCCUCCUCUUUCCACACAGCUGUCUUCAACCUGGUCAAAGCCAACAACGUCCAGGCCUCAGGGCACUCCUGCUGUGUGCCCACGCGCCGCCGCCCACUCUCCGUCCUCUACUUCGACCGCAACAGCAACAUCGUCAAGACUGACAUCCCUGACAUGAUCGUGGAUGCCUGUGGCUGCAGCUAA